GUCAUCAGUCCUGAAACUGGAGAGAUUCUCGGUCCAAACCAGGAUGGAGAAAUCUGUGUGAAGGGUCCCUUGGUUAUGAUGGGUGAGAAUUUUAUCACAUGGAAAUCAUAGAUGGCUUGAUAAGUGCACUGUUGUUGAUGCAGUUAAACCUCGUUGAGAAAUUUUUAUUGGCACUACCUCUUCCCCAGCCCUCUUUCAUACUGUCGCCCUUGGCCUUAGGGAGGAGGGGUGGGCUGCUCGUCGGGAAUGAAAGAAAAGAACAUGGGAACGAUGUAGCAACGUCAGCCAUUUCUAAGACUGACAAAAUUUCCAGCACUUUAUUGUCUUUAAAAAGUGCUAGUUAUCUUUAUCAUAAUUUUUUAACUAGUAAAGAAACGCUUUAGUGAUCAGUAACUGUUGAUUAACUUGCUCGUGGCUGCUGUGGAAGGCGGUGUGUGAAAGGCCGAGAUUAUUUUCUUCGCUUAGCGUGCAGAACAAGCAAAAAUCUUUUGUUUCUCAGUCUAUCGGAGGCAGUGAAAGCACAAAAAAAAUUCUGUCUGUUCUGUAGGCUCAACUGGGUGGAAUUUUCUUUCAGGAUAUACAAAAAACCCAGAGGCCACUGCAAAGACAAUUGACAGUGAUGGAUGGCUUCACACAGGAGAUAUUGGACAUUAUGAUGAGGAUGAACACUUCUUUAUCGUCGAUAGAAUAAAGGAACUUAUAAAAUACAAGGGAUUUCAGGCAAGUUCUGCAACUCAUAAGAAAAAGCUGGCGCUUAUUAAUAUUAAUUUAUUCUUUAUAUGAAAUUCCAAUGGGUUAAGUAACGUAAAUCAGGUUAUUAAUUAGAUCUAUUUUGUCUUCCGCACCGCACUCCAGGUUCCGCCGGCCGAGCUUGAAGCUUUAUUGAUUUCCCAUCCAAACGUUGACGACGUGGCUGUCAUCGGCGUCCCCGAUCUCGAAGCCGGAGAGCUCCCGAAGGCUUUCGUGGUUCGUCGUGGUUCUGUGACAUCAGAGGAGAUAAUGGAAUUUGUGGCUAAAAGAGUGAUACCACAGAAAAAGCUCAGGGGUGGUGUGGAGUUUAUUGAUCAGAUACCAAAAUCACCUAGUGGAAAGAUACUACGUCGGGUGCUAAGAAAUCGCGAGACAGAACGGCUCAACACAGCAAAGUUAUGA
Messenger RNA from Pocillopora meandrina, 1152 nucleotides. NCBI's taxonomy places the organism in Eukaryota, Metazoa, Cnidaria, Anthozoa, Scleractinia, Pocilloporidae. The record is from the annotation of a GenBank genome assembly.